This is a messenger RNA of Spirodela intermedia, 925 nucleotides long. NCBI's taxonomy places the organism in Eukaryota, Viridiplantae, Streptophyta, Magnoliopsida, Alismatales, Araceae. The record is from the annotation of a GenBank genome assembly.
AUGCUCCAACGUGUACGUAAACAUAUAUAUAUAUAUAUAUAUAUAUACACAUGUGUGUGUGUAUACAUAUGUUGAUGUGUGCAGGUUACCGUUGGCCAACCUUGGAGAUCAUUCUAUGGGAUAAAUAAAGACGAGAAUAAUUCACAUAUUCCCCGUAUUCAUUGACCAAAUUCUAUCAACAAAUCUCGGACACAAUUCACAGCCCGCAGCACUCAUCAACCCUACCAAAAAUAGAGUCAGGUAUGGUUCUGGUUCUGUCUCUGGCCCUGGUUCCGUCUGGCGCUGGUUCCUUUUUCUGUAUUCUUCUUUUUCUGCUGAGAUGGCAAAGGAGCGGCAGAAGGCCAAGGGAGAAGAGCCCACAGCCUCGUAGCAGCAGCAGCAGCAGCAUCAACCUUGGACAGCCAGGGCCUGCAGAUGCUCCAUGAAGACCUGAAGGCUCACAUCAUCGGUGAAAAUGAUGUCCGACCCAUCACCAGCUCUGGUCUUCUGAGUGGCCGAAGGGUUCAGCUUGGCGAGAAGGAACCUGGCCUGGCUGCCAUACUGUUCGCACUUGAUGAGCUUGGGGACUGGAACCCUCUCAGCGGCCAGCGCCUCAGCAUCCGACUCGGAGGCCUCCAGCAGCUUCCCCAGGCUCUCAUGGCCAGGCUCCUUGUCGAGCCCGAGCUUCCUCCACUGGGCGAUCUUCGAGCCAUAGUGGACCACCACAUAGAAGUAGGAGUCAAAGAGCAGGAUCACAUCUGGAGACACCGAGCUUAUGUCGAGGAGAACCGGAAUUGGCGGCCCGUCGAAGGAGUACUGGAAGAGGGUGGGCUGGAUCAUGAUGAGAGACUCGACCACCCUCUCCCUGUUCAGCAUCAGCCGGAAGAAGGCGGUCUCGUCGGGACUGCUGUUGAAGAUGUCGAUGAACUGUGACCGUCUCAGGUAG